GAUAAUAUAUUUAUAAUUUUUACGAACAUGGAUAGCGAUAAAAACUUACUGUUUGAUGAAAACUUACCUGAAGACUUUCUAAGUGAGAAUGUCACUCCAGGAAAAGUUAAUACUAUUGCUCACCUUGCCAAGAACAUGGAUCAUACUCCUUUCAAGUCUAUCCCAGGGGGUAUAAAACGACACACCGCUCAUGCAUACUUCGGUGAAAAGAGAUUGAAGAAUUUCCAUGCUUCACAGUACGACUCUCGAAAAGAAACAGAAUUGAUAUUUUCCACAAAGGUCUGUCCUAAAAUCGAAGAGGUAGACCUCCCUUCCAAGCCUAUGAAACUCAGUGACAACCCACACCCCAAGCCUAAUCUCUCCCAGGACAUCACUACCCUACUAAAAAGAGUGAGGAAGAUCAAUGCCCGCUCUAAAAAUCCCGAAAUCGAUAAUCCAAGUGGGUUCAAACUAACUAUGAGAAACGUGAAGCCUAGCUUAGACUAGGCGUAACUUAAUUUCUUAAUAAUGUAACGUUAAUAAUCUUU
Moneuplotes crassus is the source of this 527-nucleotide messenger RNA. The record is from the annotation of a GenBank genome assembly. NCBI's taxonomy places the organism in Eukaryota, Ciliophora, Spirotrichea, Euplotida, Euplotidae.